Paramecium octaurelia is the source of this 827-nucleotide messenger RNA. Lineage: Eukaryota; Ciliophora; Oligohymenophorea; Peniculida; Parameciidae. The record is from the annotation of a GenBank genome assembly.
AUGAAUCCAAAGGCCAACAGAGAAAAGAUGAUAUAAAUCAUGUUCGAAACAUUCAACGUGCCAUCAUUCUACGUUUCUAAUCAAGCUGUGCUCGCACUCCAUGCUUCAGGAAGAAUAACUGGUAUUGUUUUAGAUUCUGGAUUUGGGGUCACUCACACAGUCCCAAUCUAUGAAGGUUAUAGUUUUUCACAUGCUAUCCACAGAAGUGACUUAGCAGGAAGAUACUGCACUGAAUAUUUGGCUAAAAUCUUGACUGAAUUGGGUUAUAGCUUUACAACUUCAGCAGAAAUGGAAAUUGUUUAAGAAAUGAAAGAGAAAUUGUGCUAUGUUGCUCUUGACUAUGAAAAGGAAAUGAACAUUUAUAACGAGAGUGCCGCCAAAAACAUUGCCUAUGAAUUACCAGACGGAAACAUUCUUUUAAUCGAAAAUCAAAGAUUCAGAUGUCCUGAAUUACUCUUUUAACCAAGCCUCAUUGGUCUUGAAGUUUCAGGUAUCCAUCAAUUAAUUUUCAAAUCAAUUAUGAAGUGCGAUAUUGACGUCAGACAGAAGAUGUACGAAUUUUAAAUUUAAAUCUUAGUUACGCUAAUGUUAUCAUGUCAGGAGGUACAACUUAGUUCGCUGGAAUCAAAGAAAGAUUGAGCAAAGAAUUAAUCUCGCUUGCCCCAUCAUCUAUGAAAAUUAAUAUCUUUAAUGCAUUUGAGACUGAUUUCCCAGUAUGGUAAGGUGGAUAAAUGUUAUCAGAACUCCAGAGCUUCGGAUCAAUGUGGAUCACAAGAAGCGAGUAUGAUGAAUGUGGUCCAACAAUUGUUCAUAGAAGGUGUUUCUGA